Desarmillaria tabescens is the source of this 1598-nucleotide messenger RNA. Its product is annotated as WD40-repeat-containing domain protein. Gene Ontology annotation, biological process: negative regulation of fatty acid biosynthetic process. Bases 68 to 1366 code for a protein of 432 amino acids. The record is from RefSeq and is a predicted model, not a curated record. The transcript is spliced from 9 exons. Gene Ontology annotation, molecular function: protein binding. Lineage: Eukaryota; Fungi; Basidiomycota; Agaricomycetes; Agaricales; Physalacriaceae. Gene Ontology annotation, cellular component: cytoplasm; Cul4-RING E3 ubiquitin ligase complex.
CAACUUGAUCGACUACUACCAGCUACUACCUUUCUGAUUCUCUCCAUGCGGGAGCUCUAACUUUGAGAUGAUAUCUCAUGCAGCGGGACUACCACUGACGUUAACUCAGAAUCUCCCUUCGUUAACACGUUCGACUUGGUUUAGGAAUGAUUGUCUGGCCAGUCUCCUCCGACGUCCACUGGAUCGAGUAAACAUACUAGGUGAUGAGGGGACUGAAGGCCACAGCGGAUGUGUGAAUGCUCUUAGUUGGGCCCGUGACGGCGAGCUUCUUCUCAGUGGCGGGGACGAUACAACCGUUCGUAUAUGGAGAAUGGAUCCCUCUGAAAGCGAUACUGAGUACCCUUUCGUAUGCUGCGCCGUAAUACACACUGGUCAUCGGGCCAAUAUCUUCAAUGCGCGUAUGCUCCCUCAUUCUUCCCGAAUUGCUACAGUCGCAGGUGAUAAACAAGUACUUGUGUUCGAUAUCGGGGAAGUGCACGGACCAUUAGUGCAAGGAUACGAAGGGAGGUAUUCUGAAACCCCGACGCAUACAUUGCGCUGUCACGAGGAUCGUGUGAAGAGGAUAGUCACAGAGGACAGUCCCGAUGUUUUCCUGACAGUGUCCGAAGAUGGAACUGUUCGUCAACACGACCUUCGAACAUCUCAUCCAUGCCGUACAGGAUGCCCAGCUCCUUUGGUGCAAGUUGACUUUGAAUUGACUUCCUUGGCCAUGUCUCCCCUUACGCCGUAUCAAUUUGUUGUAGCGGGAGACUCACCCCAUGGAUUCCUUUUUGACCGGCGUCAUCUUCAGACAACAAGCCAGCCAUCGAGCGUCUUCUCCACGGAUCUGACGACCUGUGUUAAACAAUUUGGGCGUCCGCAGCCUGCUGAAGAUGCAGACAGUCGACCUCGACGGGAGCAUAUCACUGGGGCACGCAUGUCUUCACAUGCUGGUGACGAAGUACUCUUGGCUUAUAGCGGGGACGUCGUGUAUCGCUACUCAACUCUGGGAGUGCCCGAAGAGGAAAAAGACACUCCGACCAUUAUGCCAAUACAAAAAUACAUUGGAGCUCGGAAUAUCGAUACGGUCAAGGAUGUCAACUUUCUGGGUCCGAGUGACGAAUACGUUACAGUUGGGUCUGAUGAUGGUAACUUCUUUGUAUGGAGCAAGGAAAGUGGGAAUCUUCACGGUAUCUAUGAAGGAGACGGUAGUGUGGUCAACGUUAUUGAGGGACAUCCACAUCUCCCUCUUGUCGCCGUGAGUGGUAUCGAUACUACCGUAAAGGUCAGUCCCCAUAAUUCAUCUGCAUAUUGGUCCCAUAAAUCAUACCCAGCUGUUUGCACCCACGGACGAGGAAAGCAAAUUCUCCCGAAUAGACAAUGCUGAGGCUAUCGUUGAGAGAAACCAGCGAAGCAGGUCUAUCCGAAGCAUUCGAAGUGUUGAUAUGGCGGCGCUGAUGCAGCUAUAUGAAGCUGGUCAGGUCCGCGUUUCUGUUGACGGGGACUCGGAUGUAAUUCCUUGUCGUAGCCAGUAGACCAAGAAGCUUUUGGAAGUAGGAAGACAUGAUGUGUUGUAAGAUACUGUACCAUACAAAUAUAAUAUACAUUUUAGUUUGGAA